Molecule: messenger RNA, 898 nt
Organism: Phlebotomus papatasi
Lineage: Eukaryota; Metazoa; Arthropoda; Insecta; Diptera; Psychodidae
Product: endocuticle structural glycoprotein SgAbd-2-like
Exons: 2
Coding region: 128-796 (222 amino acids)
Cellular component (GO): chitin-based extracellular matrix
Molecular function (GO): structural constituent of chitin-based larval cuticle
Source: RefSeq, a predicted model, not a curated record
AUUCCCACUCGAGACAGUCCAUCGCUAAAGGUGUAUAGUUUCCUUUGCUGAUAACUUGUAGUGUUUUUAGUGCUUUCAAAGCCAAGAGGAUCAAAUUUCUCCAAAAAAAGACAUAAACUAGGCCAAUAUGAAAGUUUUCCUGGGAUUAUUUGCCAUGAUGAUGGUGGCUGCCGCUGCCGGAGAGUAUCAGCAGCAAUACCACCACCAGCCGCAGCAACACUACCAGGAGCAGCAGCAGCAGCAGCACUACCAGGAGCCACAGCAGCAACACUACCAGCAAGCCCAGCAUCACUAUGAACAUCUGCAGCCCAAGAAGCACAUCCCCAUUGUCAAGAGUGAGAGCAACCGCAACCACGAUGGAUCCUACAACUUCAACUAUGAGACUGGCAAUGGCAUCCAUGCUCAGGAGCACGGAUACACCAAGAAUGCCGGACACAAGGAUCAUGAAUCUCAAGUUGCGGAAGGAUACUUCUCUUACACCGGAGAAGAUGGUGUCCCCGUAGGACUCAAGUAUGUGGCUGAUGAGCAUGGAUUCCGCGCUGAAGGUUCCCACCUGCCCACUCCUCCCCCAAUUCCCCAUGAGAUCCAGGAAGCUCUGGCUAAGCUGGCUUCCAGCCCUCAGCAGCACUACCACGAUGAUGGUGAUGAUGGUCAGUACAGGCCUGAGUACCACCAAGAGCAGGAGUCUCAGUAUGCUCACCAGCCCCAAGCCUACAACCAGCACGCUGGUUACCAGCAGCAGCAACAGCAACACCAACAACACCAGCAACAACAACAGUACUACAACAAGUAUUAGGACAGGACCCCGUCCCCAGAACCCCUUAACUUAUUAGCCCCAUUGUGAUGUACGUGUAAAUGUUGUGAAGCUAUGUAAAAUAAUUAAAGUGUGAAAAGACUA